Messenger RNA from Adineta steineri, 1065 nucleotides. Lineage: Eukaryota; Metazoa; Rotifera; Eurotatoria; Adinetida; Adinetidae. The record is from the annotation of a GenBank genome assembly.
AUGAAUAAUGAUACAUCAUUCUUAGAACUUUUUCCUGAUGAACUUUUUUUAGAAUUAUUUUCAUUUAUUAAACCAAUUGAUCUCUAUUGUGGUUUUGUUAAUCUCAAUCAACGUAUAAAUAAUAUUUUAAAUGAUACUCAUUUAUGUAUGCAUAUUAUUAAUGAUGUUGAACAUGAAGUUGAUCAAGCAUGUAUGAUUUAUUUUGCUCGUCAAAUUAUUUAUCUUGCUAUUGAUUGUCAUUUCUCAACUUUAUCUUAUGAUAUAAGUCUUCGAUCGUUUGUUAAUUUACGUUCACUUCAUUUACCUCUACCAAGUGUUAAUCAAUGUUUAGAAAUUACACCGAAUAAUUUACCAUAUUUAACUAAUUUAACUAUCAAUGAUAAAAUAUUUAAAUCUAUUCUAUGUAAUUUAGAUCCAUUUCCGUAUCUUUCUACAUGUUGUAUUCCACGUGUUUAUCCAAGGAAUUUUAGUUUAAUGGAACCAUCGCAAUUAUGUUUAACAAUUCGAUCUUUAAAUUUAUGUUCCUGUUCAAUGAAUCAUCUAUUUGAUAUUCUUUCGUAUUUACCAAAUUUAAAUUAUUUAGAAAUUGUUGUAUUACCAAAUAAGGAAAUUAUUCGUCAGCCUGAUAUAAAACAUAAUAAUAUUUCUCAUUUAAAAGUUAAACUUCGAAAACUUGAUCCUGAUCUUGAGAUUUUAUUAAAAUCAAUGCCUAAUAUUUAUCGAUUAGAAUUUCUCUGGCAUCAAGCUCGUCAAGAUUAUCAUGAACGAAAAAGUUUUAAUUUCAAAAGAUUUUCCGAUAUUCUUGAGAAAAAUCCUGGAUCAUUAAAACGUAUUGAUAUUGAUAUUCAUGUAUCAAAAUAUGAUUAUGAUAUUGAUAGUAUUCAUAAUUUAAAUCUACAAUGGUUUUCUUCAUUAAACAAACUAUUAAUUUUCAGUGAUGAUUCAGUUCUUAUAACAACACAAAGAUUAUCAUCAAAUCCUCAAGAAAAAUUGAUUACAGAUUUAUUGCAAUCAUCAUAUAUGACGGAAAGAAAUGCACGGUUUAAACGAAUAAAAAAUUUAUGA